Thamnophis sirtalis is the source of this 3656-nucleotide messenger RNA. NCBI's taxonomy places the organism in Eukaryota, Metazoa, Chordata, Lepidosauria, Squamata, Natricidae. The record is from RefSeq and is a predicted model, not a curated record.
GAGUGCUGACAUAUCUCACUAUCUCAACCACGUUGCAAACUCCUCCUCCGGUAAUCUACGGGUAUUGGAAGAAGAGGAAUUGUGGAAAGAAAAGGAAGAGGCGGCGGCGCCCGAAGCGCCUCAGCGGCCCACAGCUCUAAGCUUGAAUAGGGAAAGCGCGAAGAAAGUAAAGCAAAUCUAACCGCGAGGCGGAGAGAACAUCUAGCCGCCACACCAUGGGCUUUUUGAGCGAAGCCUGACCUCCCGGUACAACCGCACUCCUCAAAGUGCCACGACGCCAAGAAAGCAAAGCAAAUGAUUCAUUUCCCACGAGCCGCAGAGGAAGCGUCCACAAGACCGGGCCGAUGGGCGUUUGACUUCUUUCGUACGCAGCGGAAUGUUCCGGAUUAUCCCGCGUGGACAGAGGGUUCUUUUCAGGCCCGCAGCGCGGGAACGGCAAAGAUUGGGGCUACAAAAAUGUACCUCUAAAUGGUAGCAAACGGAUAUAGAAAACCGGGGCAAUUCUGUAGUACCAACCGUAGUUUCGCUGAAAUAAUACUAGGCAGAAUUGAAGAAAUAUUUGUGGCAGCCAUUGAUUCUUCACAAACUGAAAUGUAAAGAACUUGGACCUUAAGUUUCUUCAGGAGUAACCAGGACUUAAAGGCUCCCGGGAUAAUCUAAGAAAUAUACCGCUGUUUUGGAAAAUACCCUGAAGUGUGAAGUUUUCCCUUUCUAUUUUUCUCAUAAGAAAUAGCAAAGAAUUUUAGUAACCAUGGAGUUUGUUGUUGAGUUUAACAUAACAGGUUAAUUUUAAUAUUGAAAAUAUUAGCUCAUUUGUUUUUCUACUAUUGUUUGAAUGAACAAACAUUUAAAAAUGGAUAAAUAUGAUGACCUUGGUUUAGAGGCAAGUAAAUUUAUAGAAGACCUCAAUAUGUAUGAAGCUUCCAAAGAUGGUCUCUUUCGAGUAGACAAAGUUGUUGGGAAUAACCCAGAAUUUGAAGAAACCAGAAGAGUUUUUGCUACAAAAAUGGCUAAAAUUCAUCUGCAGAAACAACAACAAGAAGAAGAGUUGAUGAAAGGAACUUCAGUGGAUUUGAAUGGUGGAUUUAAUUUUGGUGGUCAGCUUCCAAGUUAUUCUGUAGUCAAAGACACCACAGGAACAAAUAAAUUGCAUCCACGGGAAAAUGUUGCUAAGCCUCCUUUGGCUGCAGUAUAUGCAGGUCAUCAGCUCGCUUUUCCAAGCCAGCCUUUAUGUCACAGUGAUGGAGAGCGAACAAAAAUAUAUCAAGAUGACUAUGGAUAUAACAACAGACUACAGGGUCCAGAUAUUCCUGGAGGACCAAAUUGCCACAGAUCAGGUCAGAUGAACCCAGGUAGUUCUAAGGCAGUGCUUCCUUCCCUAUCAUGGAAAGAACACAGCAAUGGUGAUAAUCAAACAGGUGUUCAAAGAAGGAAGAAAAGUGCUGAUAAGCUUAGCAGCCAGAAAUCAACUAUUGCCCCUCAUUUUUGGUCAAAUAGCCAAGAUGAAUCAUUGCAGAGAAGCCCUAGAAAUACAGAUCUUCAUCUAUGCCAACAAUCCCAAAACCCUUACAGAUCUUCAGAGAGUGGUCAUGGAAGUCAGGAAUGUGGAAAUGAAGGCUCUGGACUUAGUAAGAGCUGUAUCCAAAAGCUAGCUUGCCAGAGACCAUCUUUUUCUCAUGACAGUAUCCCCUUGUCUUCUUCAGUUGGGGUUGGUGAUGAAUCAGCCAUGGGAUAUUCACAUCAGAAAUCUUCAUCGUAUUCUGUUUCAUCAAUACAUUCUUCUCAGAUUCUUUCAAAUCGGUCUGUUAAUUUUCAUCCAAAUAGAAGCAGUGGUGACAACCACUCAAGGUGCAGUGAUAGCACUCAACCUUCAAUUUCUACCCCAGUUCCUUCAAGUGCAGAUUAUCAGCAGCACAAUAUUCAUCCAUACACUUCAGAUAAUUUUGUAGUUCAUGGUCAAAAUCACAGGCUUAAUUCUGCUGGUUUUGGUCUGAGUCUUGAGCAGAAUUCUAUCACUCCAACAUCUCAUGGACCAAUGAUUUCUGAUGUUCCCAAAUCUCCUUUUAAGGAGAGUGUCACUGUUCAGCAGCAUAACUCUGGUCCCCAAGAAAUGUCUGGUUCUGCAAAAAUAAAAUUACCCUGUCAGAUGCUGCUUUCACAGCAAGACCAAGGGCCCUCUACUGCUGAAUUAAAAUUAGAAGCUCUUACUCAGCGCCUGGAGCAGGAGAUGGAUGCAUGUCCCAAGACAGACUACUUUGGAACCUGCGUGAAAUGCAACAAAGGUGUAUAUGGUACAAACCAGGCCUGCCAGGCAAUGGGGAAUCUCUACCAUGAUGGAUGUUUCACCUGCGGAGCAUGUAGCCGAAAAUUGAGAGGGAAGGCCUUUUACUUUGUUAAUGGGAAGGUGUUUUGUGAAGAAGACUUUCUAUAUUCAGGCUUUCAGCAGUCAGCUGAUCGAUGCUACAUAUGUGGUCAUUUGAUCAUGGAUAUGAUUUUGCAAGCAUUGGGAAAGUCAUACCAUCCAGGCUGCUUCCGUUGUGUGAUUUGUAAUGAAUGUCUUGAUGGAGUGCCAUUUACAAUAGAUAGUGAGAACAAAAUCUACUGUGUCCGAGAUUACCACAAAGUUUUGGCACCAAAAUGUGCAGCUUGUGGCCUUCCUGUUUUGCCAACUGAAGGAUCUGAUGAGACUAUCCGUGUGGUGUCAAUGGACAAGGAUUACCACAUAGAGUGUUACCGCUGUGAGGACUGUGGAAUGGAACUCAAUGAUGAAAAUGGUCAUCGUUGCUACCCAUUAGAUGAACAUUUGCUUUGUCAUUCUUGCCAUCUUAAGCAUAUAGAAAAAGGCACUAGCCCUGUCGCUUCCUAUUGGCAUCACUAUUAGUCAGCUAAUAGUGCUAAUGUUUCCAGAAUCCUGUCAAAGGGAUCAGUAAUUUUGGGGAGCAGUUGUAUCCAUAUGGAUCUUUUAUAUGCAUAGGAGACUGACAGAAUACAUAUGGUAUUAUCCAGGGUACAUUGUAGUUUCUUUGCCCUUAGACUGAAAAAGUGGGAAAGGGAUAUUUAGGUCAUUUAAGAAAAAAACAUUAGACACUUUAACAAUACAUUAAUGGGUUCUCUUAGUGAGCUUAGUGUCAGAAAGUUACAUUUUUAGUGCAGGUUGCCUUCUGCCUCCACCUUUAUAAUUUGAUCCUGAUUUCUUAAAUUGCAGAUAUUUUGAAAACAGUUGAUCUAGUAUUUUCCCUGUUUCAUUUAGCCUUUCUACAUAAUGUCAAAAAUGAGACAUUAUGUGUGAAAUACUAGGUGAUCAAAAUAACCCAAGAGCACAUAUGGAGACAAUUGAUAGAGGUUUUUAUAACUUUUAGAACUUUAUUUGAGCACUUGAAACAAUUUGAAACUGUAUGAACUUUGAGAGAAUUUUUUUAAGAGAAACACUGAAAGAGCGAGAAUUAUUUGUACUAAGGGAAGAAAAACUGGUAUGUAUUCCUUAAACUCUAGGGCCUUAAAUCAUGUUUAAUAUGUCUAAUAUUACAUCUUCCUAAUUCUUAGGCUAAACCUAAGAAGAUAGAUGUUAAUUUAAUUUUUUUGUCCCAGAUGUUUAUCAUUUGAUUAUCCAUAUAUUACUCAAAUUUAUUGUGUGCCAAUAAACUAACUUCACAUCA